AUGGAUAUGAACUUACUGAAUGUCGUUUGUAGAGCAAAGAACAUAUGUUUGAAAGUUCUGGUAGAGAAAGUCAUGACCCCCUGCCUUUGCUGGGAAGAUACCAAAAGUGAUGAGCUGAGCCUGUACGUAUGUUUUGAAGGUAAGAGUUCCCAGUCAGAGUAUGUGGUAGAAGGUGUGAUAGAGAGUAGAACGGUAGGGCUUGAGGGUGCGUAUAAGGAGAUGCAAAGGAAUUACUGUGUGUUAGAGAUUGUAGCUGAUCGGGUUAUAGCCUUGCCUCAGACACUAGAGAGGAGGAAUACACUGACAGAGGUAAAACUAGCGAAGAUUCAGACAGAGUUUAGUGUCCCACCCUCGGUGGGCUUGAGGCAACCUACUACAUCUGAUGUCACUACUGCUUCAUCCGUGGGUGUAGAUGAUGUUGGCCAAGCUAGGGGAAACUUUCGCUGGGUGCAAGCCAAUUGCCAAAAGGCAAAAAAGAGGGUUUAUUUCAUUAGUCACUUGCCUUCUUCUCAGAAAUCUUGGAGGAACAGGUGGUGUAUGGCCUAUGGUGACUGGGAGUGUCCAUUGGGGAAGACUGUCACCAAACACGUUCCUAGCCAUUUCCAGUCUAUAGGUUCGGUGAAGUGGGGGCCCAUUUCACAGGAUAAGGAGGACGAAGUCCAGAUAGUAGGAUUGUUGCUAUCGGAGACUGAUCGAGAUUACCGAAACUUAGUCACACCGAAGAAUCUGCUAGAGUCCGAACUUUUGCAAGGGAGUGUUGUAAAGGGAUUGACGAAGGUGGUCGUGACCAUUGAUGAAGUCGAAAAGCAGAAGUGGCUGAAGGCGUCUCGGGCGAAAAAGGCUGAGAAGAAGAGUGGCCGGUAG
Molecule: messenger RNA, 864 nt
Organism: Prunus armeniaca (apricot)
Lineage: Eukaryota; Viridiplantae; Streptophyta; Magnoliopsida; Rosales; Rosaceae
Source: the annotation of a GenBank genome assembly